This is a messenger RNA of Branchiostoma floridae (Florida lancelet), 1122 nucleotides long. RefSeq names its product zinc finger protein 239-like. The record is from RefSeq and is a predicted model, not a curated record. Gene Ontology annotation, biological process: regulation of transcription by RNA polymerase II. The transcript has 2 exons. Gene Ontology annotation, cellular component: nucleus. NCBI's taxonomy places the organism in Eukaryota, Metazoa, Chordata, Leptocardii, Amphioxiformes, Branchiostomatidae. Gene Ontology annotation, molecular function: DNA-binding transcription factor activity, RNA polymerase II-specific; RNA polymerase II transcription regulatory region sequence-specific DNA binding. Bases 1 to 1122 code for a protein of 373 amino acids.
AUGGAGGAGCCAAGUUGUGGGUUUCAUUUUGUCGCCUUGUCUAAUGAACAUGGCAUUGUGACUGAACAUCCUGGAAAGGAGACUGAGCAUACUGGGAAUGAGACUGAAUAUUUUGAGAAUGACACUGAACAUCCUGCGUACAAGACAAUGGAGAAGGAAGACCAGGCAACAGAUACAGAGAGUCAUCAGGAGAAGGAGAGUUGCAGUGCAGUGUCCAUCCCUCCUGACUACCAAGACCCUCACUUACAUGUACAGGAUCCUUCUUUAGAACAGGAAGACAAGCAAAUAAAAAAACAUGCUAUGGAUGCCCCCUUCUUAUGUCAGCAGUGCGGAUACAGGACGGCUAAGAGCUCUCACCUAGCCGACCACAUGAAAACUCACACGGACGCAAAACCUUACAAGUGCGACCAGUGUGACUUCUGCACAGCGUGGAAACAGAACUUAAAACAGCACGUGGCUAAACACACUGGCGAGAAAACCCACGUGUGUAAGGAAUGCGGGUAUCAGACACUUAAGAAAUCACACUUCUCGGAACAUAUGAGGACGCACACGGGCGAAAAACCUUUCAAGUGUGCUCAGUGCGAGUUUUCAACAUCAUGGCACAAAAACUUCAAGCAGCACAUGGCGAAGCACACCGGUGUGAAACGCUACACGUGUAGUGAAUGCGACUACAAGACAGCCGACUCGUCCGGUCUACGUCGGCACCUCAGAACCCAUACAGGUGAGAAGCCACACAUCUGUAGAGAAUGUGGGUUCAUGUGCACAGAGCGGUCAAAACUGUUGAUACACAAGAGGACGCACACUGGAGAAAAACCUUACAAGUGUACCCAGUGCGACUAUUCCGGAGCGGUAAAACAGCAUCUAGACAUACACAUGCUCAAACAUACCGGUGAGAAGCCCUACAUGUGUGGGGAGUGUGGACACAGGACUAAUGAUAAGUCUAGCCUAGCCAGACACAUGAGAACGCAUACGGGUGAGAGACCAUACAAGUGCUACCAGUGUGACUAUGCCGCUGCGCAGAAAUGUGGUUUAGACAAGCACAUGAGGGCAAAACACAACAGAAAACAAUUUAUACCAAACGAAAAUGGGAGGGUGCUGUUCAUGUUCCCGUUCUGGGACUAG